Vanessa atalanta (red admiral) is the source of this 1154-nucleotide messenger RNA. It is a transcript of the gene MED30, whose product is annotated as mediator of RNA polymerase II transcription subunit 30. The record is from RefSeq and is a predicted model, not a curated record. Gene Ontology annotation, molecular function: transcription coregulator activity. Gene Ontology annotation, biological process: positive regulation of DNA-templated transcription. Lineage: Eukaryota; Metazoa; Arthropoda; Insecta; Lepidoptera; Nymphalidae. Gene Ontology annotation, cellular component: mediator complex. Bases 250 to 1101 code for a protein of 283 amino acids. The transcript has 7 exons.
AAAUAUUUGUUUUCAAAUUUUUUGUUUAAUAAUUCGUUUUGAUCAAAAGUAUUUUAGUUUAUUUAAAAUUUAUGUUGUAGAACUUACUUUGCUUUAUUUAGAUACAUUAUAACAAUCCCUACAUCUUUAUUCAGAUAUUGAAUGUAUUGAAAUAUUGUUGUGCGUUGAACUACGGUUUUUCUUUACACCACUGUUUUGUUUUUAUUUAAAAUAAUUCAACUGCAAUACAGCGAAACGUAAAAAAUAGUAAUGGCGGGACAAGGACAUCAAUUCCCUGGAAACUUCCAGGGUAAUGCUGGUGCGAUGAGAACAGGUUUUGGCGGGCCAAUGGGGGGCCAGAUGCAAGCCAUGCCUAACCAAAUGACUGGUGUGAUGGGUGGUCCCAUGGGCAACACUGGUAUGGUGGGAAUGGGCAAUCAAAUGGUACCACCGUAUGGAGCAGCUAUGCCAGGCCAAAUGACUAAUAUGGGAAUGGGUGGACAGGGAAUGGGCACAGCUAUGGCUGGAGUAGGAACUGGUCCAGGCGGACUUGGAUCACAAGCAGUUCAACAACAAGGAGGCAUGCAAGCAGCAGCUGCAGUGCAGGUUGCUGCCUCAGCGCCCCCGCCGGCUCCCGUCGCUCACCCUCCACAGAGCAAGGAGUUUAACACAGCUUCAUUAUGCAAGUUUGGCCAGGAAACAGUCCAAGACAUAGUCAGUAGAACACAAGAUGUUUUCCAAACUUUAAAAGCCAUUCAACCACCGAAUGGAACCCAGCACGGUGAAAACGCAAGUAAUGACAAGAAAGCAAAGAUGCAAGAGCAGCUUCGUACGAUAAGACUCUUGUUCAAGCGGCUAAGACUCAUCUAUGAGAAAUGUAAUGAGACAUGUCAGGGCAUGGAGUAUACACACAUGGAAAGUCUGAUUCCAAUAAAAGAUGAAGCGGACAACAAGGCGUUAGACGAGAGGCGAAAUACAGAAUCAUACAGACUAGCGUUGGAGGAAAACAGAGAAUUAACGGAGCAGGUGGUUCUCAAAAAUAAACAGCUAAAGGAGGUAAUCACAAAUCUAAGGACGAUAAUUUGGGAAAUAAAUGUAAUGUUAACAAUGCGUAGAUCAUAAAUAGCUAAUACAAUUGUUAUGUAAAUGUUAGUAUUAAGUUAAUACAAUUAUGU